UCCCCCGGCAGGCAGAGCCACCGCGGGCUCCAUUUUUUGUUGUUGUCCCCGUCGCCUCUUUUAGAAAAACUAAGCGGGUGGAUGAUCCCCGGUGAUGAUGAUGAUGAUGGAGGUGGAGGCGAGGAGGAGGCGGCAGCUAGCGAAGGAAGGCGGGGGAGUUCCCCUCCCUCCUUAAAAGCCGCUUCCGGCCCCGCUGCCAUAUUCCUUUUUUGGAAGGGGGAGGAGGAAAAAGAAACCGAGAGAGAGAGAGAGAGAGAAAUGAAAUACUGUAUAAAACAAGGCAGUCGAGGCUGACGGUGGUGGCAGCCGCUGCGUUUGGAGAGCGUAGCGCGUCGACGCCAGGGCGCCCGGUGCCACGGGGACGGGCCUAAGGAGUGGCGCUGGUGGCGACGAAGCUUUGGAUUCCUUGCUGGAUGCUUCUGCCGGAGAAGAGCUUGAGGGAUCUCUGGCGCGAGGUGGGGGCGGAGAGAGAGGAGACGGUGUCGGAGGCGCAGGCGGGCGUGUACCUCGGCUGCUGACCUCACUUCUCGAAAGCGCUCCAAGUUCACCAUCCCUCUCCAGCCAUUUGCUGAUCUCCAGCCUUCUGCGCACCGGGAAAGGUUGCUGUGGGGCAAAGGCAUCAGGAGACCGGCUCUGUAAAGGCGCACGCCUCUCUGGAAAGAGAGAGCGAGCGCGAGAGCGCGCUUCCGGCGCGCACACACACGCAUCCUCCCUCCCAUUCACUGGCUCGCUCCACACAAAGCGAGCGCCUUGGUUUCUCUUCCAUCGCGGCUCUUUCCAAGCUAUAUGUGCGAGAGGAACUCCGGAGCGCGCCGGCUGGCCAGCGCCUGAGCUCUCCGGGUCCUGCCUUUGCGCGCCGUCUAGCCUCCCGUCUGCGAUCCCGCCCCCCGCCCGCCUUUUUUUUUUUUAAUCGGAGCCAUCGAUUCAUUUGUUUGCUCCCUGCUUGGCCCCGCUGAAGAUCUGGCCGGUUCCCGUGGUUGGGAGGAGGAGACGGGGCGAAGGAAGGAAGCCAGGCGUCUCCAUCUGGCCCCCGUGAUUCUCUCUUGCCACCAGGAGACUUGAAAGAGAGAGGAAAUAAAGGGAAGAUUCCAGGAGAGCUGCGCUGAUUGAUUUGUCUGCCACCCUGUCCGCCACAGAAAGCUCUGUCAGGUGACAGCGUAUCUUGAAUCAUGGGGAGCAGUAAGAGCAAACCCAAAGACCCCAGUCAACGGAGGCGCAGUCUGGAAUCCACAGAAAAUAUCCAUGGUGGUUGCUCUGCCUCCCAGACACCCAGCAAAACCACAGUGUCAGAUACUCAUCGGACUCCCAGUCGUGUAUUUGGAACAACUACCACAGAACCAAAACUCUUUGGUGGCUCAAAUACAUCUGAUAUGGUUACCUCUCCUCAGCGCUGCGGGCCUCUGGCUGGUGGAGUCACCACCUUUGUGGCCCUCUAUGACUAUGAAUCACGAACAGAAUCAGACCUUUCUUUCAAGAAAGGGGAACGCCUCCAAAUCCUCAACAACACCAGCCAGAUUUGGUUCAGAUUCAAAUGGCUCCAAAGGGAAGGAGACUGGUGGCUGGCUCACUCGCUCACAACUGGCCAGAAAGGCUACAUCCCCAGUAACUAUGUUGCACCCUCAGACUCCAUCCAGGCUGAAGAGUGGUAUUUUGGCAAGAUAACCCGCCGAGAGUCAGAACGGUUACUACUCAAUCCAGAGAAUCCCCGGGGGACAUUCUUGGCAAGAGAGAGUGAGACAACAAAAGGUGCCUACUGCCUCUCUGUCUCAGAUUUUGACAAUGCCAAGGGACUCAACGUGAAGCAUUACAAGAUCCGCAAGCUGGACAACGGUGGCUUCUACAUCACUUCCCGCACACAGUUCAGCAGCCUUCAGCAACUGGUGGCCUAUUACUCCAAACAUGCAGAUGGCUUGUGUCAUCGUCUCACCAAUGUCUGCCCAACCAGCAAGCCUCAAACACAAGGUCUGGCAAAGGAUGCUUGGGAAAUCCCCCGGGAGUCGCUGCGGUUAGAGGUGAAGCUUGGGCAAGGCUGUUUUGGAGAAGUGUGGAUGGGGACCUGGAAUGGCACCACCAGGGUGGCAAUAAAGACUCUGAAACCUGGGACAAUGUCUCCAGAGGCAUUUCUGCAGGAGGCACAGGUCAUGAAGAAGCUGCGCCAUGAGAAGCUGGUGCAGCUCUAUGCUGUGGUUUCGGAGGAACCCAUUUAUAUUGUAACAGAAUACAUGUGUAAAGGGAGCCUCCUGGAUUUCUUGAAAGGGGAGAUGGGCAAGUACUUGAGGCUGCCCCAACUGGUAGAUAUGGCGGCUCAGAUUGCAUCUGGCAUGGCAUAUGUGGAGAGGAUGAACUACGUACACAGAGAUCUCCGAGCUGCCAACAUCCUUGUGGGGGAAAAUCUGGUGUGCAAGGUAGCUGACUUUGGACUGGCCCGGCUGAUUGAGGACAAUGAAUACACAGCAAGGCAAGGUGCUAAAUUCCCCAUUAAGUGGACUGCCCCAGAAGCUGCUCUCUAUGGCCGAUUCACCAUCAAGUCAGAUGUAUGGUCCUUUGGAAUACUGCUGACUGAACUGGCAACGAAGGGCCGAGUACCAUAUCCAGGUAUGGUGAACCGGGAAGUGCUUGAUCAAGUAGAGCGAGGCUACCGGAUGCCCUGCCCACCAGAAUGCCCAGAGUCUCUGCAUGAUCUGAUGUGUCAGUGCUGGAGGAAGGAUCCUGAGGAAAGGCCGACCUUUGAGUACCUUCAAGCUUUCUUGGAGGACUAUUUCACAUCAACAGAGCCUCAAUAUCAGCCAGGCGAGAACCUAUAGAUCUGGGAACAGAAUUCAGUGCCAAAGACUCUAUGCUGCUCCUACUGCAUAUGUGCUCAAGCGAGAGACUUUGAGCCAUACUUGAAACAUGUCUGGAGCACCUGCCAGGGUCUCUUCCUCAUUCUGCUGAUUUGCCCUUCCUUUUGAGGAUGGUACGGGGGGCCCUUUGUUAAACAAAUGUGGUGCCCUUGGCUGUUAUGGGUUACCUAAGGCCCCAAUAGGUCAUAAAUUAGCAGUGUCAUGGUUCUACUUUUUGAUAUGAAGUUGGCUACGGUGCAGAAAAACAGGGUUUCAGAAAAGCCAAGUUCUUCCAGAAGAGAAGAGGCCAAAUGAAAACCAGGGAUCCUAUUCCUGUGGGCCGCCUGCCCUCUGGAGUCUGCCCUCCCUCCAAACCAUCCUUCACAUCCAUCAGCAAGAACAUGGCAAUCCUGCGUCUGAUGGUGAUGAUGUGGGCUACUUCAUGGCUGCAUGGCUUCAAAGCACUUGGGUCAUCUCUGAUUGACUUAGUGGUGAUGCUACAGCAUUAUGCCUUUUCAAAUUCAUAUGGCUUCUGUUCUCCUUUAUAUCUGAAACCAGCACAGUUUCCCCUUUCCUUGUCCCAUCCAAACCCCACUGCGUGGAGUAGGACUGACUGCUUCACUCCAGGAAAAAAUGGCAGCCCACUUAUAUUUGGAACAUGUCACAUUUCCAUGUACUUAUGGUCCUCUUUUUUAUAUGUGUAUAUAUGUACAAUCUGCCACUGUUCUCUUCUGGGCCACUGAGGAUGUGUCACUGUCCACCCAGUCUUGUCUUGUGUGUGUGUGGUGCACUUGUUCUUAGCCAUAGAAGAAACAGGACUCAGGGUGCUGGGUUUGCAGUUCAGUUGUAGGGUUUCGUUCAUCUUUGCCUUGGAACAGCGAUAGCAAACAUGGUGCCCUCCAGAUUUUAUUGGACUAUGAUUCCCAUCAUCCCUGAUCAUUGACUGUAUUGGUUAGGACUGACAGGAGAUGUAGUCCAACAAUAUUAGGAGGGCACCACAUUGGUUACUUUGAUGUUGAAUUGAAGGAACUUCUUGAGGAGGUCAUACUCUGCAAUUGAUUAGGGAUUUUAAUUUUGAUGCUUGUGGUAGUGAUGGCUUGCACAUUUUUUAGAGCUGUGUUUGUUCUUGGACUGCAGGCUUGUCUUCCAGCCUAGCCUUUCAACCCUAAUAAAGUGAAAUUAUGAACAGAAAUGUCUUAGACUGGCAAGAAGGGAUAUACUCUACCUGGGUCGUAAGUCCCCUAAAUGCCAGCUGUUAGCCCAGGGAAUAAAAGUCUUCCACAUGGCAUUUUAAGAAUUCA
Messenger RNA from Podarcis raffonei (Aeolian wall lizard), 4123 nucleotides. It is a transcript of the gene SRC, whose product is annotated as SRC proto-oncogene, non-receptor tyrosine kinase. The transcript is spliced from 14 exons. Gene Ontology annotation, biological process: bone resorption; epidermal growth factor receptor signaling pathway; cell adhesion. The record is from RefSeq and is a predicted model, not a curated record. Gene Ontology annotation, cellular component: extrinsic component of cytoplasmic side of plasma membrane. Bases 1170 to 2804 code for a protein of 544 amino acids. Gene Ontology annotation, molecular function: growth factor receptor binding; ATP binding; non-membrane spanning protein tyrosine kinase activity. Lineage: Eukaryota; Metazoa; Chordata; Lepidosauria; Squamata; Lacertidae.